Molecule: messenger RNA, 609 nt
Organism: Vicia villosa (hairy vetch)
Lineage: Eukaryota; Viridiplantae; Streptophyta; Magnoliopsida; Fabales; Fabaceae
Product: vesicle-associated protein 3-1-like
Exons: 8
Coding region: 1-609 (202 amino acids)
Biological process (GO): endoplasmic reticulum membrane organization
Cellular component (GO): endoplasmic reticulum membrane; plasma membrane
Source: RefSeq, a predicted model, not a curated record
AUGGGACAAACUAUUUCUCCAACUUCCACUACAAGUUAUGAAAAAUUGAAUAAUCAAGAUGAUAAUUUCCAUCUCCAGAUUCAUCCUCAAGAGCUGCAAUUUCCAUUUGAAUUGAGGAAGCAGAUAUCAUGCUCUUUGCAAUUGUCAAACAAGUCAGAUAAUUAUGUGGCUUUCAAGGUUAAGACUACAAAUCCGAAGAUGUAUUGUGUUAGGCCUAACAAUGGAGUUGUGUUGCCUAGGUCUACUUGUGAUGUUACAGUUACCAUGCAAGCUCAAAAUGAAACACCUCCUAACCUGCAAUGCAAGGAUAAAUUUUUAAUUCAGAGCAUAGGUGUAAAGAUGGGAGCAAGCACAGAAGAUAUAACUUCAGAAAUGUUUAAGAAAAACUCGGGUUCUAAAAUUAAAGAGUGCAAACUAAGAGUUAUCUUUGUUGAACCAUCUCAACCAUUUACUCCAAUUCAAGAAGAAUCGGAUGAAUAUUUGUCUUCACGCUCAGAUCAGGCAAAUGCACUUAUUUUAAAAUUAAUUGAGGAGAGGGAUAAUGCUAUUGAGCAAAAUAAAAGGCUUGAGCAAGAAUUGUUCUGGUUUGCUGGGUUUAUAAUUUCAUAG